AUGGCAUUCCAUGGCGAAUGUGAAAGUCUGUGGUGUCAGACUGGCACCAGAUAUGUAAGGAAUGCCGCUGAAAACUCUUUUGGGGAGUUUGUGUGCAAGUUCAAUCGCCCAUCCUCUGUGCGACCUGGUGUCAAGGCACUUUCAGCCUUUCUUGAGAGCCCCCUUCCAGCUCACUUGCAGGCGAAAACUCCAGAAUAUGAUCCAACAAACUUUUUGGCGAGCAAGGGUGCGCAUGAUGAACAUGCCAAGCAGGAACUGGAAGCGCUGACAAAGAAAGCAGGCCACGCUGCAGACAAUGCACUGGAUUAUGCCUACAAUGCAGAAAUUGACACCACAAGAGCAAAUGAAAAAGCGGAUCUUGCAGAGAUUGAGAUGGAAAAUGCUGAGUCGUGGGAGGACUACGAGCUGUCCCUGCUAGCUCUCCUUUCACUCGUGAUGGUUGGAACCACAGGAUGGCUUUACACGCAGUAUCAGCGUUGGAUCAGCAUCAAGAAGGCUAUGGCAGAGCAUUAUCAUGGCCGUGCUUUGUAA
Cladocopium goreaui is the source of this 531-nucleotide messenger RNA. The record is from the annotation of a GenBank genome assembly. Lineage: Eukaryota; Dinophyceae; Suessiales; Symbiodiniaceae.